Messenger RNA from Notothenia coriiceps (black rockcod), 1997 nucleotides. RefSeq names its product tripartite motif containing 107 (gene trim107). The coding region runs from base 224 to 1675 and encodes 483 amino acids. Lineage: Eukaryota; Metazoa; Chordata; Actinopteri; Perciformes; Nototheniidae. The transcript has 3 exons. The record is from RefSeq and is a predicted model, not a curated record.
ACAGAUAAACAACUCACGCGCUGCCAAACGACGCACAAACAUUUGAGACGUAGCAUAUUUUAGCCUUUGGCUAAUGGACACACUUUCCUGCGACUACGUUAACAUUCGUUGAAACUUUGGUCAAGCUUGAGCACAGUUUGUGCAUGUUGGGGCAGUGCAGUUGCAUGCUGAAUUUUCCAGUCCUGCCGUCAUGUCUGAGUGAACCUGAAGCAAACUUUCUAAAAUGGAUCAUCCAGAAGCUCUAACUGUGGAGCUCACUUGCCCCAUGUGCCUGCAGCUCUUCUCUGAUCCAGUUUCUCUUCCCUGUGGUCACAUCUACUGCUUUGCCUGCCUUCAGACCAUGUGGGAAGGCCUUGACCAACACAGCUGCCCUGAGUGCCAGGCAGACUAUCAGGGAACCAAAGCCCUUGUGAAAAGCUUGAAAAUGUGCAGCAUCAUGGAGUCCUACAAAGCCACUGCUGGGAAAGUCAACUCCCCUGCAAAUCCUCCUGACGUCGACCAUGCUAAAGAAGAAUCAAACACAAAAACAACCAAGGAGAGUUCAGGGUCUAAGGGAAAUUGUGGCUUUUCUAUUGGGUCUGGAUCCACAGGCCAUAGCAAAGGCAAGAUGGAAAUGGAUGAACCUAAAUUCAAAAUGGCAUCUCAAGUCACAGAGUUGAGCCUCAAGUUGGAGAUGGCAGAAACAGUGCUGGGGAAGGAGAAGGAGCGGGAGUUGGAGGUGAGCACUGCUAAUGGUCAGCUGAGAGAGAAAACAAGCAGACUUUUAGAGCAGAUAACAGAUUUAUCACAGAGAUACAGCGCACAGGUGCGUCAGCUGAUAGAAGAUGAGCUCGCUCCAGGUGAGUCCAGUGUAGGCAGUCGAGUCAGCCAAGCUUCUGAGAUGACAAAGCAGCUGAGGCUAGCGAUGCUCAGAGCAGAGUCCCUUCUGACUGAAGAUGACGAGGCUGCGUUUAGUGAGGAGCUUCAGACUCUACAACCGCACAUUGAGGAGUUAUUGGCCAAGCCUGUGGGAGAAGAGGAAGACUACAUUGAGUCAAAGGUCAACUCUGCAUGUGCCUGUCCCAAGCUUGAAGAGAUAAAUUCUCAGCUAAGGGAAAGAUUUGGAGAGAUCCAGCGCUCCAUUCGAAACACACUUAACCCCUCAGAGGUGACAUUUGACCCAGAAACAGCCCACCCCAACUUUGUCCUCUCAGAGGACUUAAAGACAGUGUCUUAUAGUGUUGCCAAACAGCCCUACCCAUCCUCUCCUCAGAGGUUCACUAACUUCCUCCAGGUCCUCAGCACCCAGAGCUUCUAUGAAGGUGAACACUGCUGGGAUGUGGAGCUUGAAGGAGCCCCGUGGAUCAUCGGCGUGUGCUACAGUGGGAAGCUGGCACGCAGCGGGUUGCCCUCUGCUCUGGAAAGCAGCCGGAGCUCCUGGUGUCUGAUGUGGUUCAACAACCUGCUGACAGCCUUCGAGCAGGGCCACAACGUGCCUCUGAAGAAGACCACGGUAUCACGUAAGCUAGAGAUCAGACUGAGUUUCAAGACCCACAGGCUGAGUUUCUACAACAUCAGCCCCUCCAGUGGGAAGACUCAUGUGUACACAUUCAAGGCUAACCUGACUGAACCGGUGCACAUAGCCUACAGGAUGAUGUCAGGGGAACCCAAAGGCCGUGUCACUAUUUAUUCAUAAUCAUACAUUUAUUCUUAGUAAAUGUGCUCCAUAGAGGGAAGAGGAAGUAAAUACAUUGUUGCGACUUCAUUUGUAUGACUAAUACAUUUAAACUAUUAAGUUAUGUCUUGAAAGAAAAAAAAGACUCUGAUCAGGUAUUAUUACUUCCUGAUCACCUACUUACUUAGGCCUAUCACUUUGGAUGCUUUGUGUGAUAAUAUAUAACUGAUUCCCAAGUAUACAUAGGCAUAUAAAAUACAAAUGUGACUGAAUAACUCAUUGCCUUGUGCCUAAAACAUAAUGUGCUCAAAAUGGUGUGUCAAUAAAUGUAAUUGUCUUGUCA